GGUCAGACUUGGUCACACUGCACGACAACCAACAAUUGCAUUAGAUUUUAAAAAUAAUAAUUCAUUUAAUCUAAGCAUUAGUCAGCUGGAUUCCAAAAUUGCGACGAGGGGUCAAGGGUCAAUGCACAGUCAGCCACUAAGGUUGAACCCAGAAACGAAAAUCCCAACAGCUGUUCUGCCGCUGGCAAUCCGAAUGCCAAACUGGCACACACGGGAAGCAGUAUGCGCCGCAACAACUACCCAUAUCAGCCCCUGAGCAACCACCCGUCUGGAUCUAAUCCUCAACCUGCAAGCCACGAUUCCCUGGAAGCGGAAAACGAACAGGCCGCGGAGGAGCUGAAACAAAAAAUCGGAGCCCUCAAAUCCCUCACCAUCGAUAUCGGGAAUGAGGUGCGGUACCAGGACAAGCUACUCCGCGGAAUAGACGACGAUAUGGAUCGAACAAGUGGCUUCCUGGGCAACACGAUGACCAGGGUGGUACGAUUGGCCAAACAGGGCGGUGGUGCCCGUCAGAUGUUCUACAUGUUUCUUUUUGUCCUCGUCGUCUUCUUCAUCCUCUGGCUGACCCUAAAGUUCAAGUAGUUGUUGCUAAUUUUUAUUAAAUAUACCCACAAAUUUGUAUUGUGUAGUCUAGGGAGAGAAACUUUAAAUAUAUUUGGAAAAAGCA
Messenger RNA from Drosophila rhopaloa, 667 nucleotides. RefSeq names its product BET1 homolog (gene Bet1). Gene Ontology annotation, biological process: endoplasmic reticulum to Golgi vesicle-mediated transport; vesicle fusion with Golgi apparatus. Gene Ontology annotation, molecular function: SNAP receptor activity. Lineage: Eukaryota; Metazoa; Arthropoda; Insecta; Diptera; Drosophilidae. Gene Ontology annotation, cellular component: Golgi trans cisterna; SNARE complex. The record is from RefSeq and is a predicted model, not a curated record. The transcript has 2 exons. Bases 223 to 582 code for a protein of 119 amino acids.